This is a messenger RNA of Haemonchus placei, 864 nucleotides long. The record is from the annotation of a GenBank genome assembly. Lineage: Eukaryota; Metazoa; Nematoda; Chromadorea; Rhabditida; Trichostrongylidae.
AUGGCCUUGGCUAAGGAAAAUCGAGUAGGUCGGUGGUAUUUUGGUGGGCUUGCUUCCGCUGGAGCAGCGUGCUGCACGCAUCCCCUUGAUUUACUGAAGGUGCAUUUGCAAACUCAACAAGCUGGAAAGAUAACACUGGGUCAAAUGGCCGCCAAACUUUACCGUAGUGAUGGAGUGUUAGCAUUUUAUAACGGUUUGUCGGCAUCGCUUCUGCGUCAGCUUACAUACUCUACAACCCGAUUCGGAAUGUACGAGACAUUAAAAAAACAGUUUCCUUCAGAUAGUCCACUGCCUUUUUAUCAGAAAGCUUUCCUUGCCGGAGUAUCUGGUGCAUGUGGAGGUUUUGUGGGUACCCCUGGAGACUUGGUUAACGUGAGAAUGCAGAAUGACGUAAAGUUGCCUCCUGCUGAAAGGCGCAAUUAUAAACAUGCUAUCGACGGAGUGUUUCGUAUUCUCCGAGAAGAAGGGCUUCAACGUCUUUUUGGCGGCGCGACAAUGGCAACCUCAAGAGCAGUUCUGAUGACUAUCGGUCAACUAUCCUUUUAUGAUCAAAUUAAGCAGAUGCUAAUUGAAAGCGGAAUCGCUAAAGACAAUCUUUACACACACUUCUCAAGCAGCUUUUGUGCGGCCAGUAUUGCCACGAUGUUGACGCAGCCUUUAGAUGUAAUGAAGACUCGUUUGAUGAACGCACCUCCUGGACAAUUCAAGGGCAUCGUUGACUGUUUCUUCUACACCGCUAAACUUGGACCGGCUGGAUUCUUCAAAGGAUUCGUUCCAGCAUGGGUCAGGCUUGCGCCACAUACAGUCCUCACAUUUAUAUUUUUCGAGCAACUGCGUUUCAAUUUCGGUUACUUCAAAGAAUAG